AUGUCCAAAGCUGACACUCACCAUCACGAGUCCGUCGAAUUCGGACCCGCAGAAUCAGGAUCAGAAUCAUCCUCGCAUCACACACCUACCGUAACUGAACUUCGGUCCCCGGUCGACCUUCCCAGAGAACCGACCUUGGAUGAUGUCCAGCGCUUUGCAGAGGCCCAGCGAUUGAUACACUGCCUCGAUGUUUUACGAAAGGCUGCUAUCGUCCUCCGGGGUGAAACCCCGUUGGACAGUAUCGCGGACCUGAGCCCCCACGAGAAGAAGGCCUUACAGAACGAGACCGACAGGAAAUGGCAACAACCAAAAAUGUUAUAUUUUACCAUUCUAGUCUGUUCCAUCGGUGCAAUCGAGCAAGGCUGGGCCCAGACAGGCAUGAAUGGAGCGAACCUGUAUUUUCCACGGGCGUUCGGUAUUGGGUCCAAAAGCAAGCAUGACACCUUCAUCGUCGGGCUCAUCAAUAGCGGCAUAUAUCUCAGCACAGGGGUUCUUGGUGCCUGGCUCUCCGAUCCCAUCAAUAAUCGAUUAGGCAGACGAGGGGCCGUCUUCUUUGGUAGCUCCCUGUGCCUGAUUUCGAAUCUUGGAUCUGCUUUCAGUCGAAGUUGGCCUGAACUGCUGGCAUUUCGCUUUAUUCUUGGAGCUGGCUUGGGGAUUAACGCCAGCACUGUAUCCGUUUAUGCUGCAGAAUGUGCGCCACCUACGAUUCGCGGCGGAUUAGCAGUAUCGUGGCAGAUGUGGGUGGCCUUUGGCAUAUUUCUCGGAUUUGUCGCCAAUGCAGCAGUCUAUAAUUAUGGCGACGAAGCUUGGAGGCUACAACUUGCAGCGCCCUUCAUACCGAUCGUACCUCUGCUCGUCAUGCUGUACAUCUGCGCUGAGUCGCCUGCCUGGUACAUAAAACAUGGCGAACGCUACGAUCGGGCGUUUCGAUCACUCUGCAAAUUGCGAAAUACGGAGCUGCAGGCGGCAAAGGAAGUUUACGCUACGUAUGUGCAAAGGCGAGCCAGAUCAAAAGUCAGCGGCCCAGAUGAUGUCUCUUUCUUCGGGAAGAUCAUCGAGUUGUUCACAAUUCCCCGGAUCCGGCGGGCUAUUACGGCAUCUUAUGUGGUUAUGCUCUCACAGCAGCUAUGUGGCAUUAAUAUCAUUGCCUUCUACUCAUCAACAAUCUUCUCUGACGCCGGAUUUUCUACCUUUGGUGCUUUGCUAGCUUCCUGCGUGUUUGGCUUGGUCAAUUUUAUUGGCGCAUUUCCGGCAGUGUGGACUAUGGACACUCUGGGCCGCCGUUCACUGUUGCUCCUGACCUUGCCGCUGAUGGCAAUAACGAUGCUGGCGGCAGGCCUGAGUUUCAGCAUACCAACGCAAAGCCCGGCACAUUUUGGACUCCUUGCUACCUUGAUCUAUCUAUUUUGCGCGCUGUAUUCGCCCGGGAUGGGUCCUGUACCAAACACAUAUUCGGCAGAGGUGUUCCCUCUUUCACACCGAGAAGUCGGCAUGAGUUUUGCUGUGGCCACAGCGAACUUCUGGGCAGCCGUUCUUUCCCUGACGUUUCCGAGAAUUCUCACCGCUUUGAAGUCACAGGGAGCAUUCUCCCUAUACGCAGUGCUCAACGUUGUCGCCGUCUUCCUGGUCUUCCUUUUCGUUCCCGAAACUCGGCUGAAGACACUCGACGAAUUGGACGAUGUGUUUUCAAUUCCUACGCGAAGUUUCAUCAAACACCAAAUUACCGAGUAUUUGCCCUGGGUAAUGAUGCGUUAUGUCAUGCGACAAAAGGAAGCCGAAUUACUACCACUGACAGUUGAGGAGUAUCGAGAACUUGGCCAAAGCGAAGAAGAUGGCGAAGAAGAGGAAGCAAUGUGA
Rhinocladiella mackenziei CBS 650.93 is the source of this 1857-nucleotide messenger RNA. RefSeq lists its product as uncharacterized. Gene Ontology annotation, biological process: transmembrane transport. Lineage: Eukaryota; Fungi; Ascomycota; Eurotiomycetes; Chaetothyriales; Herpotrichiellaceae. The coding region runs from base 1 to 1857 and encodes 618 amino acids. The record is from RefSeq and is a predicted model, not a curated record. Gene Ontology annotation, cellular component: membrane. Gene Ontology annotation, molecular function: myo-inositol:proton symporter activity. The transcript is spliced from 6 exons.